Molecule: messenger RNA, 168 nt
Organism: Ilyonectria robusta
Lineage: Eukaryota; Fungi; Ascomycota; Sordariomycetes; Hypocreales; Nectriaceae
Exons: 2
Coding region: 1-168 (55 amino acids)
Source: RefSeq, a predicted model, not a curated record
AUGUCUCAGCGGGAGACCACUCUUCGGGAACGGAGGAAUGGCGCCACAGGCGAAUGUGUCACCGUAGCCGCAUCCGCCCUGGGCCUUGGCCUUGAUAUUCCAGAGCAAUUUGGCCGCGCCGGUCGCGACCCCAACGGCGAGCUGGCGGAUGCCCAUCCUCGUUUGUAA